Molecule: messenger RNA, 1506 nt
Organism: Annulohypoxylon maeteangense
Lineage: Eukaryota; Fungi; Ascomycota; Sordariomycetes; Xylariales; Hypoxylaceae
Product: MFS general substrate transporter
Exons: 5
Coding region: 1-1506 (501 amino acids)
Biological process (GO): transmembrane transport
Cellular component (GO): membrane
Molecular function (GO): transmembrane transporter activity
Source: RefSeq, a predicted model, not a curated record
AUGAGCGACGUAGAGAAGCGCUCGGCAUCGCGGGACUCUAGUAAAGAGGCAAAUCAUGUGGAAACUUUUGAUGGACUUCCUCCUGAUCCAGAUGCGCAUCUUUCCCAGGAAGAAAGGGAUAAGAUUGAUGCAAAACUCAUUCGAAAACUUGAUUGGAUAUUAAUACCUUGGCUUUGCAUUUUAUAUUUGCUUGCUUUCUUAGAUCGGACCAACAUUGGCAACGCGAAAGUCGCGAAUCUUCCACAGGAUUUGCACCUGAGGCUACCGGACCAGUACAAUGAGACACUUACGAUUUUCUUCAUUUCGUACUCACUCUUCGAGCCUCUCACAAAUGUGCUACUAAAGAAACUACGGCCGUCCGUGUUUAUACCAAUAAUCAUGGUGCUAUGGGGUGCUUCGAUGACCGGAAUGGGCUUCGUAUACAAUUAUUCGGGCAUCAUGGCAGCACGUUGGUUCCUCGGUCUAGCCGAGGCGGGGCUUUUCCCCGGCGUAAAUUAUUAUCUGUCAUGUUGGUAUCGCCGAUCCGAGUUCGGUGUCCGUGCUGCUAUCUUCUUCUCAGCAGCAGCUCUUUCUGGAUCUUUCGGUGGUCUCCUUGCCGCCGCAAUAGAAUUGAUGAACGGCAUCGGCGGUCGACCUGGUUGGGCUUGGAUAUUUAUCUUGGAAGGACUCCUUACUGUGGUGUUCGGCUUCGCAUCGUUCUGGAUGGUGCAUGACUUCCCGGACCAAGCUCGAUUCCUCUCGGAAGAGGACCGCAUCCGCGUUGUACGUCGACUCAAGCUGGACCAGCAAUCUUCGGCCGAACACGAGGAAUGGAAGAUGAGUUACCUCAUCGCCGGUCUCAAAGAUUGGAAGAUGUGGCUUGGAAUGGUCAUCUACAUGGGCUGCGACAUGCCCUUAUACGCCUUUUCGCUUUUCUUGCCCAGUAUUAUUCAGGAGCUAGGCUGGAGCACUACUACCGUCCGCGCUCAACUUCUGAGUGUACCUCCCUAUGCCGCCGCCGCUCUACUCACCGUAGUUGUCGGUUUCGUCGCCGAUCGCACGCGACAACGCGGCCUGUGCAAUAUCGUCAUUAGUCUCGUCGGAAUUGCCGGGUUCCUGAUGCUUCUCGCGUCCACCGACCCCAGGGUUAAGUACGCUGGUACCUUCCUUGGCGCCCUCGGCAUAUACCCUUGCAUCUCUAAUACCAUCACUUGGAUGGCGAACAACACUGAGGGUGUGUAUAAGCGGGGCGUCGUUCUCGGUUUCGUGAUCGGCUGGGGCAACUUAAACGGCAUAGUUAGCUCGAACAUCUACUUCAGCCCGCCUCGAUACCUGGAAGGCCACAGCGUCAUGAUUGCGUAUAUGACCCUAUUUCUGUUUGGUGGCAGCUUACUCAUGACGUUACUUCUGCGCCUCGAGAACAAGAAGAGGCGCCAGGGCAAGCGCGACUACCGCAUCGAAGGCAAGAGCGCGGCUGAGAUCGAGGCUUUGGGUGACGGGAAACCUGACUUCAUGUACACGGUCUAA